Arthroderma uncinatum is the source of this 1227-nucleotide messenger RNA. RefSeq names its product WD repeat domain phosphoinositide-interacting protein 2. Lineage: Eukaryota; Fungi; Ascomycota; Eurotiomycetes; Onygenales; Arthrodermataceae. Gene Ontology annotation, biological process: nucleophagy; protein lipidation; protein localization to phagophore assembly site. Gene Ontology annotation, cellular component: extrinsic component of membrane; cytosol; fungal-type vacuole membrane. Gene Ontology annotation, molecular function: protein binding; phosphatidylinositol-3,5-bisphosphate binding; phosphatidylinositol-3-phosphate binding. The record is from RefSeq and is a predicted model, not a curated record. The transcript is spliced from 4 exons. Bases 1 to 1227 code for a protein of 408 amino acids.
AUGGCAAUGAAUUUUGUGACUUUCAAUCAGGACUAUAGCUAUCUAGCCGUUGGUACCUCCAAGGGCUUUCGCAUAUUUUCCACAGACCCGUUCGUGAAAAGCUAUGAGACGAAAGAAGGCAACAUUGCCAUGCUAGAAAUGCUUUUCUCCACAUCACUUGUCGCCCUUAUACUAUCUCCACGACGACUCCAGAUUACAAACACAAAGAGACAAUCGAUUAUCUGCGAACUUACCUUUCCUACAACCGUUCUCGCCGUUCGACUAAAUCGCAAACGACUGGUCAUUGUUCUGGAAGAUCAAAUCUAUGUCUACGACAUCCAGACAAUGAAACUGCUGUACACUAUCGAAACAUCACCUAACCCAAGCGCAAUUUGUGCCCUAUCUCCUUCGUCCGAGAACUGCUACCUCGCCUAUCCUCUUCCUCAAAAGGCUCCGCCGCCAUCAUUCACUGCUCCAACCCAUACUCCGCCAGUAAAUUCGCACAUCGCUCCCACAAGUGGAGAGGUACUAAUAUUUGAUGCCCAAAAACUUGAAGCCAUCAACGUUAUAGAAGCGCAUAGAUCGCCAUUAUCGUGUGUUGCGUUAAAUAAUGAUGGCACCCUGCUCGCUACAGCAUCCGACAAAGGAACCAUUCUUCGCGUCUUCUCCGUUCCCGAUGGCCACAAACUAUACCAAUUUCGCCGAGGUUCCAUGCCAUCUAGAAUAUAUAGCAUGUCAUUUAACAUCACAUCUACUCUACUAUGCGUCUCGUCUGCUACCGAGACAGUCCAUAUUUUCAAACUUGGUCACCAAGGGACGACUGUCGCAAGCCCCGGCUCCCCCACCAGCGUGAAUAGCCAGGUGUCGGCGAAUCGUCCGUACGAAAAACCUGGAAACAACGGACCGGACAUGGACGGGUUCUUGGGGCGCAAACACGACGGCACAUUCAUGGGCUUGAUACGACGGACAUCGCAAACAGUCGGAACAUCAGUUGCGGCAACUGUAGGCGGAUACUUGCCCAAAGGUGUAACAGAGAUGUGGGAGCCCGCUCGCGACUUUGCCUGGAUCAAACUUCCAAAACAUGCUGCAGGUUCUCAGCAACCACGGCCUGGUCCCGUACGGAGUGUUGUCGCGAUGAGUAGCAAUACACCGCAAGUGAUGGUGGUGACUAGCGACGGGGUUUUCUACGUUUUCAAUAUUGAUUUGUCCAAGGGAGGAGAGGGUACCUUGAUUAAACAACAUUCGUAA